Molecule: messenger RNA, 381 nt
Organism: Verticillium dahliae VdLs.17
Lineage: Eukaryota; Fungi; Ascomycota; Sordariomycetes; Glomerellales; Plectosphaerellaceae
Exons: 1
Coding region: 1-381 (126 amino acids)
Source: RefSeq, a predicted model, not a curated record
AUGUCGCCCGGUGGACUCAUCGACCGCCUCCAGGCCUCCAUCCAGCAGAAGAUUGAGCUCUUCCGCCUCGAGCAGCGCUACACCCGCCGUCGCAACCGUCGCUCCACCUUCCAGUCGAGUGCCGUCUAUGUUGAUGGCGAGUAUGUCUACCAGACCCCCAACUCGACUGGCUCCUCCACUUCCACCUCCGACUCGGGCCGCAUCAAUGCCCUUCACACCGCCGAGCCCGCUGGCGCCCCCGUCACCUCUACGCCUCUCAAGGAGAAGAGGUUGAGCCGGCGCAUCUCCAGCCUUGCGGGCUUCAACUCCGUUGGCAAGGCCCAGGGCGCGAGGCAAGACUGGGGCACCAGCGUCAGUGUUGCUGAGGUUCAGCAGCGGUAG